AUGUGCUUUCGACCCGUUGACGAUAGCUCCGGGAAUCCGCCUUGGUACGCGCCACCCUUCCCUGAUGGUACUUGGAAUAUUGGGGGCGUGCCCGAACGUCUAUCGAGCCACCCAGAAAUUCAGAAGCGGGGAAUGCACCUGAGCCACGCCCUCAAACCAGGAACGGUAUUCGUCACGCUGGUAGCCCCAGCCCCAGCGCUUCUGGGUCAACACGUAGUCAAGAUUCUCAAUACCGCUGGAGAGGAGAUGGCUAUCUACGAGCGACUUCUACGCGAACUCCAUCGACCAAACAAUCAUACUCUCCCAUGCGAGAUUACGCGCACCGACCACCCGCUGCUCAUCAUGCCGCGUAUUGACGAUGUAAUGGAAAUCUACAGACGCAAGUGGACUCCGCAGAAUCUCAUGGACGUCAUUUUUCAAGUCGUAGAGGGAAUUGAAUUCCUCCAUAGUAUGCACAUCGCGCAUCUGGACGUGCAUAUGGAAAAUCUGUUAGGGGGUUCCGAUUGGGCUGUCCCCGACCACAACGAGCUCGUCGAGAACAGGGUAUAUAUCAUCGACUUCGACACCUCGCGACAAUUCACUCUCGGACCUGGCGUUCAAACGGCCAUCACCCUCUCUGCCACGGUUCAAGUCCCGCCAAAUGGUAUGACGCGGUUCGACCCAUAUUCGUGGGACAUCUACUGCGUGGGGCGUACGCUGGAGUACAUUGUGGGGGUCAUGGAACGAAGAACCAAGGUGCCGCCUCAUUGGAUCGCCAUGAAGUACAUCCAGUGGCUCAUUGGCAACGAACGGGGCUGCGCUGGCGUAUGUCGCUGCCGUCCGACCGCGCGUACCGCGCUGCGAGUCAUAGUCGUUCUCCAGUGGGCGGUCUAUGCUGCGGAGGGCUACCGCUGGGUGGCUGAGACACUGGCACGUCUGUGGACGACUCAGAACUGA
Molecule: messenger RNA, 936 nt
Organism: Trametes versicolor FP-101664 SS1
Lineage: Eukaryota; Fungi; Basidiomycota; Agaricomycetes; Polyporales; Polyporaceae
Exons: 5
Coding region: 1-936 (311 amino acids)
Biological process (GO): protein phosphorylation
Molecular function (GO): protein kinase activity; ATP binding
Source: RefSeq, a predicted model, not a curated record